Closterium sp. NIES-65 is the source of this 3324-nucleotide messenger RNA. The record is from the annotation of a GenBank genome assembly. NCBI's taxonomy places the organism in Eukaryota, Viridiplantae, Streptophyta, Zygnematophyceae, Desmidiales, Closteriaceae.
AUGGCGGCCAUUGCGUCGUCCUCCGCCGUGCGCGUUGCUGCCUUCUCCCUGAAGGCCAACAGCCAGAAGAAGCUCAAUGGCAGCAGCUUCGUCGCUGGCGCGCCCCUCCGGGUGUCGUCCUCCGCCAUCUCCUCCCGCUUGACAAUGGCGGCGGAGGCUCCCGAGGGCUUCUCUCCUCCCGAGCUGAAGUCUGACACUCCCUCCCCGAUCUUCGGUGGAAGCACUGGCGGCCUUCUCCGUAAGGCUCAGGUCGAGGAGUUCUAUGUCAUCACCUGGGAGUCUAAGAAGGAGCAGAUCUUCGAGAUGCCCACCGGUGGUGCCGCCAUCAUGAGGUCCGGCCCUAACUUGCUGAAGCUCGCAAGGAAGGAGCAGUGCCUCGCUCUCGGUACACUGCUCCGCACCAAGUUCAAGAUCAACUACCAAUUCUACCGAGUGUUCCCCAGCGGUGAGGUCCAGUACCUUCACCCCAAGGAUGGUGUGUACCCCGAGAAGGUGAAUGCUGGCCGUGCCAACGCGAACGUGAACCUCCGCUCUAUUGGCAAGAACGUGGAUCCCGCAGCUGUGAAGUUCAGUGGCAAGCGCGCCAUUGAUCUAACCACGCGAAACUGCCCACCUGCCCGCCUGCCCGACUGCACACCUGCCCGCCUGCCCGACUGCACACCUGCCCGCCUGCCCAGCCUACCCCCUCCCACUGACCCAUGCUUUGCUGUUCACGUGCCGCUGGUUCAAGCUGUUGGGGAAGGAGUUGCGGCGCCGAUUCCCCGGCUGAGGACAAGACACCCCCUUCCCUACCCUCUCCCACCCCUCCUCCCCACCACCGUGGAAGUCUGUACCGCAUCCCUUCCCUCCAUCCCCCCACUUCAUCUCCUCCCCAUCCCCUCUCCCUCCCCAUUCCGUCCCUUCCCCGACCCUGCCCUACCCCACGCCCUCCCUGCGCCGACCUUUCCUUCCCCCGAUUCCUCCGCGCAGCCGUCGUGCGCGGCUGAAUUCGAGCCAGACGAAGGCCCGCAGCCGCAGCUGCUGCUAAUUAAGAUUUCCGGAACUGGCUUGGGCUUGCUCCGCCAAGCGCCGUUCCUGCAGCUAUCCACCCCCGCGGCGCAACGCGAGGGGAUAGGCGUAACAGGUGGCGCGCGGAAGGGCGCGGGGGAAGGGGGCAGUGGCGGAAGGGAUUUAUGGGUUGCGGGGGGGGAACAAGCGGGGGGCGGCGGAGAGGAAGCGGUUGCGGGGGGAUGUGUGGCAGGAUUCGGUGAGGGGACAGAGACGGGGGAAAAUGAGGGGCAGUGCGGGGUUGGGGGAGGGGAGGAGAGGUUGGAGGGGUGCGGGGAAGCGGGGAAAGCGGCAGGCAUGGGGGUAAUGGUAAGAGAGAGCAAUUCGUGCAGCAGUAGCAGCAGCAGCUGCGUGGCGGGAUAUGCGGAGGGAAUUCUUAACCCCCAGGAGCAGCAGGAGCUAGAAUUGCGCGGUCCCUCUGUUCCCGAGCAGCAGGGUUCCGCCGCUACACGCGCGGAUAGCGAUGUUUACUUCCCCCAGGGGGGAUCUACUUCCCCCUCUGGUGGCGCUGACUUGCCCCUCGAAGGGAGUGCAGAGAGCUCUGCAGGAGGGUUGGGGGGGCUGGGGGAGUUGGCGGGGUUGGGGGGAACGGAACCUGGGGGAGGGGGGGGUGGCGAGCCGGCAGCAGGGGCAGGGGGGGGCGCAGCAGCGGCGGGAGGGGGAGCGGGGGGAUGGCAGGGGCGCGGGUGGGCGCGCGUGGGGCAUGCUCUGAACGAGGGGCUGCUGCGCGCGACGCAGAGGCGGUUGCGCGUGGACGUGCAGUUGCUGUGGCGCUUCCUGCAGAUCCUGUGCCUGCAACUGAGAGAGGGCUUAAGGGGAGCUGCGUCCACCCCCAUUGCCACUGUGACCUCGGGGCGCAACCGAUCAGAGCGGCUGGCCCACCUCUUUCCCGAGUCCCUACGUACGCGUUUUGAGGCGCCCCUGUUCGUUUACACAGAAGAAAAGGCGUAUCUGGCAAUGUCAGAGGCAGCCAAGGAGAUGGUGGGAGUGCGGUCUGUGAACAAGAGCAUCCCUGCUCACAACCGCUGCUUUGGUGCCUGGUGGAAGAGUGUGUUGGUGGAUCUGGUGGUGGGGUACGACACCAUCCUCAUGAACUCCCUAAUCUCCUCGCGAGGCAAAGGUUUCCUGUACAACGCACACACCAAGGAGUUAUAUGACCUCAAUCUCGCUGCCACCAGGGGCAGAGCUGCUGCUACCUCCUUUGAAGACGUGAUUUCGUUCAAGAUUGGAGUGGUGUUCACAUCAGUGUUCAUAUUCUUCAUGACCCUCCUCGCGGUAUCCUUCACCCUCCGAGAGACGCAGAGCCGCAUGCUCAAAUUCACAAUCGCCUUGCACCACCAUGCAAGGCAUCGCCUGCCCACGUUCCGCCUCAUCGCCAUGCACAUCCUCGAGUCGCUCGUAUUCAUCCCCAUCAUGAUCGGUAUUCUCUUCUUCCUGUUUGAGUUCUACGACGACCAGCUCCUGGCCUUCAUGGUUCUCACACUCGUGUGGCUCUGCGAAAUCUUCACGCUCAUCAGCUGCCGCUCCCCCUUGUCGCGGCGUUUCUUCCCCAAGUUCUUCUUCCUCUUCUUCCUCCUCUUCCACGUCUACUUCUUCACAUUCACCUACGGGUUCUCCUAUCUGGCCUUUGCCACAGCAGCGGCCUUCCUCAACCACAUUGCCAUCUUCCUCUGGAACCGAUGCGAGCAUGCCACACAGCAUGCUCCCCAGCAUGCCUUUAAGAGAAUUUUCUCCUCCAUAUUCUCAACACCCAAUGCUUCUUCUGAGGCCACAGCUCUUGCUGAUGCUGGUGCAGCAGCUGCUGCUCGUGCUGCUCCUCCUGCUGCUGCUGCUGCUGCUGCUGCUACUGAUGCUGAUGCUGAUUUUGCUGUUAAUGUUAGUGUGGAUCCCAAAACUGCCUGUUGGAAAGGUGGGUCCCGCACAUGGGAGGGUGAGGGUGAGGGGUUGUUUGAGCUUCAGUCUAGUGCAAGGGGAUACGGAGGGGUGUGGGGAGGUGGGGGCUUGUGGGACGACCAGGAGGAGCAGUGGGAUUGUGCUGAUGCGGUGGGGAGGAGUGCUGAUGGUGCAGAUGGGAGGUCUGGUUGGGACCGUGAGCAGGGGGGUGGGGGCGAAUGCUGUGAUAGUUAUGAUAGUGGUGAGGAGGGAGACGAGGAGGAAGAGGAGGAGGAGGGGGAGGAGGAGGAUGAUGCUGGUAUGAGUGAUGGUGGUGGGGAGUUUAGUAGUGUUGCUGCUGAUGGUGCGUCUCAGAGCUCGCUGACGACCAUGUUCAUCGACUGA